AUGGUUGUUAAAUUAUUAUUUUCGAUGAUUUUAUUUGAAAUAAAUCCACAACCAUCUGGAUUUUACUACAAUAAAGACAAUGGUCUAUCGAGGUUCAAACGAGGCUCCCUCAUUUCAUCCCUUCUGACUAAGGAGCACGAUCGACAAGCAUUUCGGAAACAAGAUGAAGCCACAAUUGACCAUCUUCUCGGCCUCUUCAACAUGGUCGAAGCUAAACGAUCCCCCGAAUACCUCCCUUCUUCCUACUAUUUCUCAGAAGAACCCGCUCAAGAAAUCAACGAAGAGGCAGAAAAAGCUUGA
Oikopleura dioica is the source of this 300-nucleotide messenger RNA. The record is from the annotation of a GenBank genome assembly. NCBI's taxonomy places the organism in Eukaryota, Metazoa, Chordata, Appendicularia, Copelata, Oikopleuridae.